GACGGCGUCGGGCACUUCCCAAAACCGGAGGCGGCGGCGGAGCCCCGAAGGGGGAAGUGAUGCGCCUUUCGGGUCCUCGCCCUCCGCGCGGGACAGGCGGCUCUGCUCGGCGCGCUGGCGGGACGCGCGCGGAGAAAACAGCCCCCCAGCAGAGCGCAGAGCGAACGAACCGGUGUUGAAAGACCUGCCGAGAACCGAAACCGGUUCCUCCCCCUCUGUGCCCGAGGUCGGGCUGGAUGGAAAUCGCCCCCAGCUGCCGAAGCCCCUCGGUGGUUUCUGCCCCGUGGUUGACACGUCACCGGCUGCAAUCUCUCCGCGAACCCCCCUCGUCCCUCCGGCCCGGACGCCGGUGGUGCCUGUGCCGGACCGCCAUGGCCCCCGUCCUGCGACUCAUCCUCCUGGCCGGCCUCAUCCCGCACGUCCUUGGCUCGUGGGGCGUCUCCUACCCUGAAGCCCUGCGGGGCCUGGCGGGCUCGUGCGUGGUGAUCCCCUGCGCCUUCAGCUACCCCAGCAGCGUCUCGGCCAGCGAGGGCAUCGUGGCCAUCUGGUACAAGGAUUACGACGGCCAGAAGACCGUGGUCUACCACUCGGCAGCCCAAGACGAGGUGGACGACAGGUUCCGGAGCCGCACCAGGCUCCUGGGGGACCCCGCUGAGCACAACUGCACGUUGCUGCUCAGGGAGGUGACACCCGAGGACAGAGGGAGCUACAGGUUCAGGUUCGAGAUUGUGAACGGCGACCGGUGGUCAGCCGCGCGGGACGUGGUGCUGAUGGUGUCGGAUGACCCCGAGUGCCCGAACAUUGCAGCAAAUGAGGAGAUCUCCGAGGGGGUUGUGUCCACCUUCAACUGCUCCACUCCCUACGCCUGCCCCUUCAGCACCAUCAGCCUGCACUGGAGGGGCUACAACGUGCAGGUCUCCACUGUGUCCAACAGUGUCCAGCUGGACACCAACGGGGUGAAUCAACGCCAGACCCUCAGCACCUCCUUCUCCUGGAAGGACCACUCCAAAAAACUGUUCUGCGAUGUUUCCUUGGGAUCCAGGAAGGCCGUAGGGGAGGUCAUCCUGUGGGUGAGACAUGUCCCUAAGGAUGUCAAGGUCUCCAUGAACCUCUCCACGCAGAACAUCCGUGUGGGCGACAUGGUGUCCUUCACCUGCACUGUGAACAGCAGCUACCCGCCGGUCACCGCGUACCGGUGGUACAAGGAUGGUGCGGUUGUGGCUGGCGAGCAGGUCCUGACCCUCCAGCAGGUCCGUCGUGAGGACUACGGCCAGUAUCACUGUGAAGCCGAGAACUCAGUCGGGUCUGGAGCGGCACCGGCUGUGACCCUCUACGUCUUCUCUGCAGAGGUCUCCGUGAGCCCCGCGGCCAAGGUGCGGGAGGGGACUGCGGCCACGUUGUCCUGCAACGUGCCCGGCAGGGAGAGCCAAGACCUCAACUACACUUGGUACAAGAACAGCGUGUGGCUCAAGGAGGGCCCUGCUCACUCGCUGGUGUUUCCUGAUGUGGCCGUCGGUGACACGGGCUACUACUCCUGCAAGGUGCAGAACGACCUGGGCAGCGUGACGUCCCAGGCCAUCAGCCUCAGCGUGACAUAUCCGCCCCGGACCCCAGCUAUUACCCUGUUCCAGGAGACACAGGAUGGCAAGCUGGCUAUCGUGCACUGCACCGUGGACAGCCACCCGCUGGCCACCAUGGCCCUCUACCACGAUGGGAACCUGGUGGCCACCACCAAUUCCCAUGCGGCGCCCGGCCAGCGGCUCAGCAUCACUACCUCCCGCAACUCCCUGCGGCUGGAGAUCCGUGCCGUGACGCACGCGGACAGCGGGGAAUACCGCUGCACGGCCAGCAACGCCCACGGCAACGCCACUGCUGCCAGGCCGUUCACUGCUCGGACCGCGCGGGUGCUGAUCCAGCCCUCGGCGGAGGUGCGCGAGGGGGACGCCGUCGCCCUGACGUGCCAGACCGCCCAGCCCGCGGCCACCUUCACCUGGUUCAAGAACGGCAGGCGGCUGGCGGAGAGCGCGGAGGCGGCGCUGCUCUUCCCGUCCGUCCGCGCCCGGGACGCGGGUGCUUUCCACUGCCGAGCCCGGAGCGACGGUGGUGACGGCGGUGACACCUCGGCGGCCGUGCCCCUGCGCGUGCUCUUCCCACCAAGACUACCUGUGAUGAGCUCCUUCCUGGAGACCCAGGGCGGGCACCUGGGCAUCAUUCAGUGCACUGUCGACAGUGACCCAGAGGCACAACUGACCCUACUCAGAGGAGAAGAAGUAAUAGCCUGCACAUGGGACUGCCACCUAGCCACCAACCCACGGGUCCAUGCGACCCCAUCAUACAACAGCCUGAAGGUGGAGAUCCAGGAGGUGGUGCUGGAAGAUGAGGGGACCUAUGUGUGCUUGGCAAAGAACCUGCAGGGCAACGCAAGUGCCUCUAUGGACUUCACGGCUGAGACUGCCCGAAUCCAGGUGGACCCCUCCUCCCGGGUGCUGGAAGGCCAGCCCGUCAACCUGACCUGCUGGGUGAGCAGCGACGCCCCGGCUCUGCCCAACUUCACCUGGUACCGAAACGGCCAGCGGCUCGCCGAGGCCUCGGCGGCCUCCCUGCUGCUCCAGGCAGCGGCCAGCGCGGACGCGGGGCUCUACUACUGCAAAGCGACGACGGACAGGACCAGCCGGAGCUCCGCCGCGGUCCCCCUGGACGUGCUGUACCCCCCAAGGAACCCCCGGGUGACUCUGUUCCUGGAGAUGCAGAGAGGAAGGCUGGCCGUCUUCCAGUGCUCGGUGGAGAGCAACCCUCCUGCCCAACUGGACCUCUACAAGGGAGACGAGCUCGUGGCCUCCAGCGACCUGGGGAGCAGCCCCAGCCAGCGAGUCAGCAUCGUGGCCUCCCCAAACACCCUCCGAGUGGAGAUCCGGGAUGUCACGCUGACGGACGAGGGCAGCUACCGCUUCGUCGCGACCAGCGCACACGGCACCGUGUCCCAUCGCCUGUAUUUCCGUGUGCAGACGGCCAGAGUCCUUGUUGUGCCAUCCACGGAGGUGACAGAAGGAGAUGAUGUCUCGCUGACAUGCGACUUGAUGGGAGACCCACUGGAAGACACUGUCUACUCAUGGUACAAGAACAGCAAGCAAGUCCAGGAAAGCUCAGACAACUUCCUUGCACUGCCGCAUAUCUCUAGUGAAGCCAUGGGCUCCUACCACUGCAAAGCCCAUAGUCCCACAGGAGCCAGCACCAGCAUCUCUCCGUCCAUCAGCCUACGUGUCUUCUAUCCACCCCGCAAGCCUGUGUUGACCUCCUUCCUGGAGACAUCUGAUGGGCAGCUGGGCAUCCUGCAGUGCACCGUGGACAGCAACCCCGCGGCGGAGCUUGCUCUCUUCAAAGGAGACGUGCUCGUGGCUUCCACCACGUGGCCCCAGCCCGUGGCCCCACCGCGGCUCAGUGUGUCCUCCUCGCUCAACAGCCUGCGGGUGAAGAUCCAUGCCGUUGUGAUGGAGGAUGAAGGGGAGUACUUGUGCUUGGCCAGCAACGCCUACGGCAACGCAAGCACCUUGGGGAACUUCACUGCGGGGACUGCCAGGGUCUGGAUCUCCCCCUCCCCGGACGUCCGUGAAGGCGACGCCGUGAACCUGACGUGCGCGGUGGCCCGCAGCGGCCAGGGAGCGCUGAGCUACACCUGGUACAAGGACAACGCCUGGCUCAGCGGCGGCCCGGCCCCGUCGCUCGCCUUCCCCAGCGUGGCCGUCGCCGACGCCGCCUCCUACCGCUGCGCCGUGCAGGGCCCCGAGGGCGCCCGGAGCUCUGCCCCCAGCACCCUCAACGUCCUCUACCCCCCCAGGAACCUGCAGCUGAAGACUUUCCUGGAGACAGGCGAGGGGACGGCGGCUAUCCUCACCUGCACCGUGGAGAGCAACCCGCCCGCCGAGCUCACCCUGCGCAGGGCCGGAGAGCUGCUGGCCACCAACCCGGCGGGCGGCGAGGGGCUGCGGGCCCCCAACACCCUGCGGCUGGAGCUGGGGGCCGCGGCGGCCGAGGGCGAGUACGAGUGCCUGGCGCACAACCCACUAGGCAGUGCCCACGCCUCCCUGCCCCUCCGUCUGCAGACCGUGCGGGUGGUGGUGCGACCCGCGGCCGAGGUGCCCGAGGGGGCCGACGUGACGCUGAGCUGCGAGGCCGUCGGCGCCCGCCCCGGCACCCUCUACUCCUGGUACAAGAACACGCGGUGGCUGGCGGAGGGCCCCGCCGCCACGCUGGCCCUGGCCGCCGUCUCGCCCGCCGACGCCGGCGCCUACUCCUGCCAGGCUGGGAUGGGGCCGGGCGGCCGCCGGGCGCUCCCCGUCGCCCUGCGCGUGCUCUAUGGCCCCCGGGACCUGUCGCUCACGGUCCUCCCGGCGAGCCGGCGGGGGUGGCGGGCCGCGCUGCACUGCACCGUCGACAGCUACCCGCCCUCGGCCCUCGCCCUGCGCCGGGGCACCGAGCCCGCCGCCCUGGCCUCCUCGCCGGGCCCCUCGGACCCGCGCCUGGGCGUCCGGGCGGCGCCCAACUCCCUGCGCGUGGAGCUGCCGGCCGCGCCGCCGCCGGGCGAUGGGCCCUACGUGUGCACGGCCAGCAACGGCCGCGGCACCGCCGCCGCCGCGUCCCUGCGCCUGCCCGCGGAGCCUGUCCGAAUCGCCGUGGAGCCGGCGCCCGAGGUCCCCGAAGGCGCCACGGCCACGCUGACCUGCCGGGCGGCCCCGUGGCUCGGGGACGGGGCCAACUUCACGUGGUACAAGAACGGCCGCUGGCUGGGCGAGGACGCGGCCGGCUCCCUCGUCUUCGCCCCCGUCUCCAGCGCCGACGCCGGAUCCUACCUCUGCCGGGCGAGCGGGGCGCGCGGCACCGCCGCCUCGGCCCCCGCCAGCCUCAGCGUGAGCUACCCCCCCCGGAGCCUCUCUGUUCGCACCUUCCUGGAGAACCGCAGCGGGCGGGUGGGCAUCGUGGCGUGCACCGCCGACAGCCACCCGCGCGCCGCCCUCGCCCUGUACCGCCGCGGGCGCCUGCUCGCCUCCAGCGGAGCCCCCGCCGCCGCCCCCCGGCUCCGCGUCUUCGCCUCCUACAACGCCCUGCGCCUGGAGAUCCGGGACCUGGGGCCGGAGGACGCGGCCGAGUACACGUGCGUGGCCGGCAACGCCGCCGGCAACGCCACGGCCAGCUCCCACUUCGACGUUCGCACGCUCUCCCACCUCCUGGCGUUCACCGUCCUGGCGGGGCUGCUCGCUGCCCUCCUCGGCGCCGCCGCGGUGGCCUUCGCGGCUGUGAGGCUGUGGCCCAGGAUGAGGAAGUUCUGGGGCCUGCCAGGUGCCGAGGACACCUUUGAACUGAGCAGUAAACAGGAGCAGGUGCAGGAGCAGCUGUAGCAGCUUGUGCUGGAACUGCACAGACCCUCCUUGCCUGGCUGGAUCCAGGCCAACGAUGCAAAUUCCCAGCCCUGUGGACUGAGCUGUCGGGGAGAAUACUCACCUGUGGCCUGAGCUGGCAGUCACCGGCCUUGGGAUAACCCAGCUCCAACUCCAUCUUCCCUGCAAGCCCUUGCCUUCUCAGUCCGUCCUCUCCUCCCCCUUCUGCCUCUCUCCUGUCCCUUUCCCCACCAUGGAUGUUGUUCUCACUCCGGGCAUGGUCUCCUGUGCUCGUGACAGUGCAUGGUGCACCAUGUGUGCCAGGCACAGGAAAGCUGUGAUUGCUCAGGGCCCCUCUCUGGCUGCAAAACCCCAGAGGAAUGUUUCUGGGGUGGUGGCAAGAGCCUGGCAUCAGCGUCUUCAACUCCAGCGCUCUUUGGCCCAGACCACUGCAGCAGGGUGCUGCCCAGUUGUGACGCCACAUGGUCUCCAGGUAGCCGGGCCUCCCCACGUGCUACUCAUCUGCCUGGAAAUAAAA
This is a messenger RNA of Rhea pennata, 5910 nucleotides long. RefSeq names its product sialic acid binding Ig like lectin 1 (gene SIGLEC1). Gene Ontology annotation, biological process: clathrin-dependent endocytosis of virus by host cell. Gene Ontology annotation, cellular component: late endosome; early endosome; plasma membrane. Bases 237 to 5393 code for a protein of 1718 amino acids. The record is from RefSeq and is a predicted model, not a curated record. The transcript is spliced from 22 exons. Gene Ontology annotation, molecular function: virion binding. Lineage: Eukaryota; Metazoa; Chordata; Aves; Rheiformes; Rheidae.